Messenger RNA from Galeopterus variegatus (Sunda flying lemur), 2726 nucleotides. RefSeq names its product Rho GTPase activating protein 17 (gene ARHGAP17). The transcript has 18 exons. Gene Ontology annotation, cellular component: cytoplasm; cytosol; intracellular anatomical structure. Gene Ontology annotation, molecular function: GTPase activator activity; protein binding. The record is from RefSeq and is a predicted model, not a curated record. Gene Ontology annotation, biological process: regulation of Rac protein signal transduction; signal transduction; regulation of actin cytoskeleton organization. Lineage: Eukaryota; Metazoa; Chordata; Mammalia; Dermoptera; Cynocephalidae. Bases 68 to 2353 code for a protein of 761 amino acids.
UGAGAAAACAGAAGUCCUCAGUGAAGAUCUUUUACAGAUUGAGCGGCGCCUGGAUGCAGUGCGGUCAAUGUGCCACCAUUCCCAUAAGCGCCUGAUGGCGUGCUUCCAAGGCCAGCAUGGCACUGAUGCCGAGAGGAGACACAAAAAACUCCCGCUAACAGCUCUCGCUCAGAAUAUGCAAGAAGCAUCAACUCAACUAGAAGACUCUCUCCUGGGGAAGAUGCUGGAGACGUGCGGAGAAGCUGAGAAUCAGCUGGCCCUCGAGCUCUCUCAGCAUGAGGUCUUCAUUGAGAGAGAGAUCGUGGACCCUCUCUAUGGCGUAGCAGAGGUGGAGAUUCCCAACAUCCAGAAACAGAGGAAACAGCUCGCUAAGUUGGUGUUAGACUGGGAUUCAGUCAGAGCUAGAUGGAACCAAGCCCACAAAUCUUCAGGAACCAACUUUCAGGGGCCUCCAUCAAAAAUAGAUACCCUAAAGGAAGAAAUGGAUGAAGCUGGAAAUAAAGUAGAACAGUGCAAGGAUCAACUCGCAGCAGACAUGUACAACUUCAUGGCCAGAGAAGGGGAGUACGGCAAAUUCUUUGUUACGUUAUUAGAAGCCCAAGCAGAUUACCAUAGAAAAGCGUUAGCAGUCUUAGAAAAGGCCCUUCCCGAAAUGCGAGUCCAUCAAGAUAAGUGGGCAGAAAAGCCAGCCUUCGGGACUCCUUUGGAAGAACACCUGAAGCGCAGUGGGCGCGAGAUCGCGCUGCCCAUCGAAGCCUGUGUCAUGAUGCUCCUGGAGACAGGCAUGAAGGAGGAGGGCCUUUUCCGAAUUGGGGCUGGGGCCUCCAAGUUAAAGAAACUGAAAGCCGCUUUAGACUGUUCUACUUCUCACCUGGAUGAGUUCUACUCAGACCCCCAUGCUGUAGCAGGUGCUUUGAAGUCCUAUUUACGGGAGUUGCCUGAACCAUUGAUGACUUUUAAUCUGUAUGAAGAAUGGACACAAGUUGCAAGUGUGCAAGAGCAAGACAAAAAACUUCAAGAUUUAUGGAGAACAUGUCAGAAGUUGCCACCACAAAAUUUUAUUAACUUUAGGUAUUUAAUCAAGUUCCUCGCAAAGCUUGCUCAGACCAGUGACAUCAAUAAAAUGACUCCCAGCAACAUUGCAAUUGUGUUAGGGCCUAACCUGCUAUGGGCCAAAAAUGAAGGAACACUUGCUGAGAUGGCAGCAGCCACGUCUGUCCACGUGGUUGCAGUGAUUGAACCCAUCAUCCAGCAUGCUGACUGGUUCUUCCCUGAAGAGGUGGAAUUUAACGUCUCAGAAGCAUUUGUCCCUCUCACCCCGAAUUCUAAUCACUCAUCCCACACUGGCAACGACUCUGACUCGGGGACCCUGGAGAGGAAGCGGCCUGCCAGCAUGGCAGUGAUGGAAGGGGACUUGGUGAAGAAGGAGAGUGCUCCAAAACCCAAGGACACUGUAUCUGCAGCAGUACCUGCACCGGGGAAAGCCAGCAGUCAGGUGACCACUGGCCAAAACCAGGCCCAGGCAGCUGCCACCUCUCAUCAGCUCUCUGUUGGCCUUGCUCACAACACCGCUGGCCCCAGUCCACAUACUGUGCGCCGAGCUGUUAAAAAACCUGCUCCAGCUCCCCCGAAACCAGGAAACCCACCUCCUGGCCAUCCUGGGGGCCAGAGUUCUCCAGGAACAUCUCAGCAUCCACCCAGUCUGUCCCCAAAGCCGUCCACCCGAAGUCCUUCUCCUCCCACCCAGCAUGCGGGCCAGGCUCCAGGCCCAUCCUCCACCACCUCCCAGCUCUCUGCACCCCGGAGGUACUCCAGCAGCCUGCCUCCAAUACAAGCUCCCAGUCACCCGCCGCCACAGCCCCCAACCCAAGCCAUGCCACUGACACACACCAAACCAAGUAGCCAGGGCCCUCCCACUCCUGUGGCGUUGCCCAGUGAGCACGGACUUGAGCAGCCACCUCACACCCCGCCCCAAACUCCAACGCCCCCCAGUACCCCACCUCUAGGAAGACAGCACCCUGGCCUGCCAGCUUCUCAGACCGUGGUGGCAAGUAACCCUGAGACUGUGCAGCCACAUGCUGGAACCUUACCAAGACCGAGACCAGUCCCAAAGCCGAGGAACCGACCCAGCGUGCCCCCGCCCCCUCAUCCUCCUGGUGCCCACCCAGCCACGGAUGGCAACCUCACCAGCACAGCACCGACAGCCUCCAAAAUAGUAACAGACACCAAUUCCAGGGUUUCAGAACCGCUUCGCAGCAUCUUUCCUGAAAUGCACUCAGACUCGGCAAGCAAAGACCUGGCCAGCCGUGUUCUGCUGGACAUAGACAAUGACACAGAAAGUACCGCCCUGUGAAGAAAGCCACCUCCCUGCCCUUGACCCCUUCCAAACUCACCUUUGCAGACCAAACAGUGAGCAGCUUUCAGUGGAGGAACAAAGAAAGGCUUGUUCUGCAAGACUCAGCCUUCUGCACAGCCCAAGGAGAACAUGGGGCCGACACUUAAAGCUGAAUGACCUGUGUCUUGAAGAAGUUUGCUUUCUUCACAAGGAAAAGAAAUCAUGCCAAAAAUUCAAAAACAAAGAAAUACCUGGAGUGGAAAGAGCCUUGCUGCUGAGCCGUGUGUAGCUUUUGUUGCUGCUGUUAAUGCCGCCAACACCAACAGCAAUUUGGAAUGGGUGAGAAGCAAAGCGCCAACUAUCUAUUUAAUAAAAUAUAUUAAUUAUGUAA